Messenger RNA from Microplitis mediator, 740 nucleotides. RefSeq names its product 39S ribosomal protein L43, mitochondrial (gene mRpL43). Gene Ontology annotation, biological process: mitochondrial translation. Gene Ontology annotation, cellular component: mitochondrial large ribosomal subunit. Bases 114 to 680 code for a protein of 188 amino acids. NCBI's taxonomy places the organism in Eukaryota, Metazoa, Arthropoda, Insecta, Hymenoptera, Braconidae. The record is from RefSeq and is a predicted model, not a curated record. Gene Ontology annotation, molecular function: structural constituent of ribosome. The transcript is spliced from 4 exons.
ACCUCUUCUUCAAUCACCGCUUAUUAAUUGUUAUAGGUUAUAUUUUAGUCAGUUUUAUUUUUAUGGUGAUAAAAAAUAUAUAAAUAUUAAAAUUAAUUUGAAUUAAAUAUAAAAUGUCAAAUCAUCACUUAUUAUUAAAAUCGGGAUUUUUACGUGCGCCUUUGAGCAAUGGAAUUGGUCGUUAUGUUGGACAAUUACAAAGAAUUACCUUAAAAUUUUGCAAAAGUCAUCCUACCAGUAAAGGAAUGAGAGAUUUCUUGGAAAAUCAUUUAAUAGAUUACGCAAAGGAAAAUCCUGGUGUUGUUGUCUAUGUUAAACCUAGAAGACAUAGAACUCCUGUUAUUGUAGCUGAGUACUUAAAUGGUGAGAAACACUGGGUUGCUGUUAAAAAUUUUGAAUUCCAACACAUUCAGAAAUGGCUUGAAUUGAUGCGUACUCAAGCUCAAGAUGGAUCAAAAAUGAGAUUACGUAAAAUGUGGCAUACUGAAUUUCCAUCAAUUCAAGGUCCUUGGACACCAUUUACAUUUGUUAAUCCUAUUGUCAAUAUUACCAAAUUUCCAGACGAUCAACUUGGAGCAGCACCAAAACAACGUAAAACAGCAACAGAAAUUCUAUUGGAAAUGUACAAAGCUGAAAAAAGUAAUCAGACAAAAUUGAUUGAAAACAAUAGUAACAAUUGAAUAAAUAAUUAUUCUUAAUAACUUUAUAAUGAUAAUAAAUAAACGAUAGUAAUAAUUAUA